Messenger RNA from Pelobates fuscus (common spadefoot toad), 1409 nucleotides. RefSeq names its product lysophosphatidylserine lipase ABHD12-like. Gene Ontology annotation, biological process: monoacylglycerol catabolic process; phosphatidylserine catabolic process. Gene Ontology annotation, cellular component: endoplasmic reticulum membrane. The transcript is spliced from 14 exons. Gene Ontology annotation, molecular function: phosphatidylcholine lysophospholipase A1 activity; monoacylglycerol lipase activity. Lineage: Eukaryota; Metazoa; Chordata; Amphibia; Anura; Pelobatidae. Bases 226 to 1320 code for a protein of 364 amino acids. The record is from RefSeq and is a predicted model, not a curated record.
AAACCGUUAUACACUCACCCUAUGGGCCCCGGGUCCUGAGCUGGGCCCUUACUGCAUCCUGGCUAGCUGUGCGAUCACUAAGAACCUCCCAGAACUGCCAUAAAAGCGAGCUGUGUUCUUAUUGAAGAUGAAGCAAUAAAUAUAGAGGAAGUAAGGAUCUCUUCUCUCCUUUGACCUAUUUGAGUUUGUACAUUCAUUAUUCGAGAGCCAAGCAGGGACACAGACAUGAAACGGCGGGAUCCUCCAAAUAAAGGGGCCACUGGGAGACCAUUACAUGGCAGAGGCUCGGAGACAAAAUCCCCGACAAAGCAGCCGCAUUUCUCAAAAAAUAAGAAAAGAUCUUCGUCCUGGUGGCUUACCGGCUUGAAAAUCUUUGGGUUAUGUCUUCUUGUGGUCUACAUUACCGUCCCAUUCAUCAUUAGGCUGUUCCCAGUAUUGCUCGCCAAGGUAGUUUAUUUAAACAUGGUGAAGGUCCCAUUUUUUGUUGAUACAAGGCAGCCCGGAGAGAUCCUGAAUCACACCACCAGUUUCUACCUCGCACCCGAAGAAGGGAUCACUGUGGGCGUCUGGCAUACUGUGCCCACCAGCAGGGGAGAAGAGGCGAAAGGCAAGGAUCAGAGCUGGUACGAAGCUGCUCUGUCAGAUGAGAACCCGGUCAUAAUCUAUCUCCACGGAAACGGGGGGACCAGGGCUGUAGACCACCGAGUGCAGCUUAUGAAGGUUCUCAGUGCUUCCGGCUUUCACGUCUUGGCUAUCGACUACAGAGGUUUUGCCGAUUCCACCGGAGAACCGAGUGAGGAGGGCGUGACGGAGGACUCUGUGUAUUUAUACCAAUGGGUGAAGGCUCGGAGCCGCGGGAGCCCUGUCUGUUUGUGGGGGCAUUCCCUGGGCACCGGAAUAGCAACGAACGCAGCCAAAAGGCUCCAAGAAAGGGGGGACGCACCGGAUGCGGUUAUUCUAGAAGCGCCGUAUACUAACAUACGGGAAGCUGGUGCUUAUCAUCCUUUUGGGAAAAUUUACCACAUGUUCCCCGGGUUUCAAUAUUUCUUCCUGGAUACAUUUGCUUUGAGCAAUAAUGUCUUCCCCAACGACGAAAAUGUUAAAGUUCUCUCCAGUCCUCUCUUAAUACUGCACGCAGAAGAUGACCAAGUAGUUCCUUCGUCACUGGCCAAAAAGCUCCAUGAAACAGCCCUGAUGGCUCCCCAUUCCCGGCAGGUUAAACUGGUUUUAUUCCCUGCGGCUCUUGGCUAUAAACACAAGUUUAUUUAUAAAGACCCCAAACUGCCCGGCAUAAUAUGGAAUUUCCUGAACUCCAUCUAAAUCGUGGAACUUGUACCUGGAAAUAUACUGGGCCGCAGCCAGACACAGUCCAUGUUUGCAGAUGUCUCAAUAAAUACACAUUUUGUUUA